CAAGGGUGACCGUUUUAAAAUUAAUGUUUGUCUAAGGAAAAAACGUAAGCAAGGGGAUUUCUGUACGCGCAAUUGUCGCCCAAUGAAAAAAUACAAAUUCAUUCGUGAACAUGUCUUCAGUAUUCAGUAAAAACUCGAUACUGACGGGAUGUGUGGAUUACUUCUGCUUGGCCUGCGAGUCCCAGCUCCGGGGUGACGAGGAUGCCAUCCAGCACAUCGGCAAACCCAUACACAAGAAGAACCUGGACGCCACCAGCUUUCUGGACAAGCAUAAGGAUGACCGUGUUAGGAAGGUCAAGAAAGGCUACUACUGCGAGUACUGCAACGUGUUCCUGCGAACUGCGGCCAAAGUAGGCCCCCAUGUGGCGGAACCCGCGCACCGCGAAAACAAGGUCGCGCGACCGUUCAGGAGAGAGGGCAACGGCGUGCUAGCGUUCGACAGCGUGUUCAUAACCGAAAACGCGUGGCACGGCCUCAUCGACGACACGUGUGCGGUCUGCGACGCGGAGUUCGACAACGCACAGAUACACAGGACCGACACCUGGCACUCUCUCAAUCUGGUGUUAAUUGAGAUUGAGAUCGGCGAUGGCAAUAAUGUGUAUAGAAAGGUUGACGAGUCCACAUUCCAAUGCCUGACGUGCAACUUGGUUUGCGCCCAAAACACAAUGGCGGAGCAUUUCGAAGACGCCGAACACAAGAAACUGUACGAACAGUGCUGUGUAUCUGCCAAAACAAAAAACAACGAGAAACAAAACGGUAUAGAAACGGCAAAAAAUGAAGCGUCGAUUAAAUCCUCGGAAGAAGAUGUAAAGGAAGAAAAAGCACAAAAGACAGCUGAAAAAGAAACAGCAAAGGAUGAUAAACCUAGCAAAUCACCUGAAAGUCCAACGAAAAAGUCAAGGAAAUCGCCUGAAAAAGAAUCUAAACAGGAAACAAAGAAAACAGAAGUAGAAAAGAAGCCCGAAGCAAAAGCACCCGAAAAGAAGGAAAUAAAGACUGCAGAAGUUGCAAAGAAGGAAGAUAAAAAACUAGGCAAAGGAGGCAAGGAUGCGCUUGGCAAAACCGAUAGAGACAUCGUCAAAGGCCUAGGAGCCGUGAACUAUAUCACCAGAGAUGUCUGCGGGAAGCAAUGGUGCAUCCUCUGCGACUGGGCCAUGGACGACAGCGCUGUCAAAAGUCACAUCGAAAGCAGACAUCACCAAACCUUACUCAAGAUGCACAAAGAAAGACAAGAUAAGAACCAAAACGGUGAACUCGAUAAUGGCGAAGACCUGAAUGAAAACAUGAGCAGAAUCUCUGAUUCCGCGAGUGAGUUUCAGAAGAACGAUAUCAAGUUGGAUUUGAUCGCUGGUGGUGCGUACUGUAGGAAAUGCUCGAAGAGUAUUGACUUCGAUUAUGACGUGAUUAAGGAUCAUAUUGAAGAGCAUAAAAACAAAGCGGCCAAAGAAGUAAAAGAGGUGAAACCAUUCCCAACUGGAAGUGAAACGAAAUCUUCAACGAACCUCUUCACGGCCCCCGUUCACAAGAACGACCCUAAACCGAAACAGGAAAAAAGAGAAUCGCGAGCAUCGUCAGUAGCUUCCAAUCGGGAAGAAGACGAAGUUGACGCAUUCGCAAAACAGCACAACUUGACACACAACACUGGCAACAGCAAUGUAUUCUGCCGCCUCUGCGUGACCAAAAUACCGGCUUCAAUGAAAAACAUGAGAGAGCACGUGAACGGAACAGGGCACAAGAGUAAAAUCGCCAGAACGACCGUCAAAUCAACAGUCAACGCGCCCACUAUGACGGCUUCGCAUGUCUUCGUGGACAGCGUGAUAACUGUUGAGAACAUGUUCUCCAAGGACAUUGUGAUAAAUGAGAAGUAUGUGGUGAAUAUACUGAGUUUUAUGAUGAUCACGAAAAACGGCGCGAAGCUGAGGUGUCAGGCUUGUGAGGUGAAUUUGGCCAUGUCGGACAUAGACAGGCAUAAGAACACGCCGAAACACGAGAGGACUAUGAACGAGGCUAUGGUCGCUUCGUCUGAGGAUUCCGAAUUCAUUAGAGAGAUCCGUGAGAACCUGUUCCACUGCGGUUACUGCAACCAGCUGGAAGCCACGUGGGCCACCAUGAACACUCACCUCAAGAGCACAGCGCACCGUGAAGCUAAGACGUCUGCGUCGUGGCGCCUGCACGAGUACGUGCCGAUGAUCGCGCAGCACAAGAUGCGCCAGCGCAUGCAACUCGACCUCUUCACCAGGAUGCUCAUGGGACAGAUGUUCGGAGACGACUCGGACGACUAAACACGUCAUACUGUUAGGG
This is a messenger RNA of Cydia amplana, 2301 nucleotides long. RefSeq lists its product as uncharacterized. Bases 111 to 2282 code for a protein of 723 amino acids. Gene Ontology annotation, molecular function: zinc ion binding; nucleic acid binding. The transcript has 7 exons. The record is from RefSeq and is a predicted model, not a curated record. NCBI's taxonomy places the organism in Eukaryota, Metazoa, Arthropoda, Insecta, Lepidoptera, Tortricidae.